Messenger RNA from Sitodiplosis mosellana (orange wheat blossom midge), 3451 nucleotides. RefSeq names its product mediator of RNA polymerase II transcription subunit 25-like. The transcript has 17 exons. Lineage: Eukaryota; Metazoa; Arthropoda; Insecta; Diptera; Cecidomyiidae. Gene Ontology annotation, biological process: positive regulation of transcription by RNA polymerase II. Gene Ontology annotation, cellular component: mediator complex; transcription regulator complex. Bases 203 to 2944 code for a protein of 913 amino acids. The record is from RefSeq and is a predicted model, not a curated record.
CAAAGUACAAGCCGCUUCACGAACUGUCAAAUCAAUGUAUGCCACUGUAUUCACUUGUAAGUUUUGUGUCACACAUAGAGAGGAGCAAAAAAACAAAACAAAUAUUGAUGUUCCAUAACAAAAGAUAAAUAACAUCGAGUUAUUGUACAAACAAAUUUACCUAUUUACAAUAGAAAGACUUCCAUUUUAAAAGGCCGUAGAAAUGGUUACAUCCAAUGAUCUUGUUGCAAAUGUUGUAUUUUUAAUUGAGAGCACGGCAAUAACCGGCGCUUAUAUGUCAGAGCUGAGAAACAAUUAUAUCGUUCCAACGCUUGAGCAUUUUUCAUUGCAAGGCAUCGCCGACGAACAUGAUCUAUUCCCGGUUGAAAACAGUAAAUUCAUAUACGGCGUGAUCGUAUAUAAAACCGUUCAGGGUCUACCUGGUGUAACUUGUAGCACAUAUGGACCAUUCUCAAGCCCACAAAAGGUGCUUAAUACGAUUGAUAAGCUGGAUCUGAGCGGUGGUAAAAGUGAAUCCAAUGCAAACUUAGCAGAAGGUUUGGCCACAGCACUGGUUUGUUUCGACGAUAUGAAUGAAAUUCGGGAAGAACAUCGAUUUCAAGUGCAAAAUCAUUGCAUACUUUUAUGCAACAGCACCCCAUAUUCAAUGCCAGUCAUGGAAUGCACACUGUACGAAAAUAAGACAAUCGAACAAAUGGCUGCACUCUUUCAGGAGAGAAACAUUAAUCUGUCGAUAAUAUCGCCGAGGAAAAUUCCAAUAUUGAUAAAAAUUUUCGAAAAAGCCGACGGUGAUAUGUCUGCACUGAACAAAGAUUUUUCAAAAGAUCCACGACAUUUGGUGCUCUUGAAAGGAUACUGCUUCAGUGAUCGACCGACAACACCACAAACGAGCGCGGCUCCAACACCCCACACAGCCACAUUGAAUGCAAACAUGCAAAGCCCAAGACAGAAUAAUGCACCGGCGACAAAAGAUCCAGUUUUAUUGAACAAUCUGAAUCGAAAUAACAGCGGAGGUAUGAACUUCCAACAAUUCAAUGCAAAUGCGGGUCCAACGCAGCAACAACAACAACAGCAGCAACAACAACAACAACAACAACAACAAUCAGCAAAUGCUCAAUCUCAGCCACAGUCACAGUCUCCAUCAUCCCAGCAGUCUCAGCCAGUGCCUGCUCAACAGCAGAAUCAACCUCAAAUUCAAGUGUCGACUCCAGCCAAUUCCCAGCCAAAUCAACAGACACCACAGCAGCAGCCUCCACAAACAACUCAAGCGGUUUCAUCAAGUCAGCCACAACAAAUGCCACCACAACAAGCACAACAGCCUCAACCGGGAACGGACAACCAAAUAAAAAAUCAAGCGCCGGUCUCAUCAGCUCCACAAGUUUCAACCGUAUUUUCAGCGGCUCAGACCAAACCAAACAUAACAACGAAUCCAAUGCAAUCAAAUAUGAAUCGAUUCCCUGUGCCACAACAACAAAGACCAAUUUUACCGAACGCAAACAUAAAUCCGAAUAUAAAUAUGCAGAAUAUGGGCGUACAACAACCGCCGGUACCAAGUGCAUUGCAACAACAAGCGCUACGUAUGCAAAUUCUCAACCAACAGCAAAUGCAACAUCAAAUUCAACAAGAAAAAUUACAACAACAAAGGCUUCAGCAGCAGCAACAACAACAACAGCAACAACAACAACAACAACAACAGCAGCAGCAGCAGCAACAACAGCAACAGCAACAGCAGCAGCAGCAGCAGCAGCAGCAGCAACAACAACAGCAGCAACAACAGCAACAGCAACAACAACAACAACAGCAGCAGCAGCCCCAGCCAACGUUGGCAAAUGCACAAAAUCUAAAUCAGGCUCCACAUCAGGGACUGAUGCAGCAAUCAAUGGAUUCAUCGGCUCAAGCACAAGCACAGCAGAACGUUCCCGGUGGAAGUAUGCCGCCUCCGAUUCGCGAGAAAAUUUGGAGCGGUGUUUUGGAGUGGGUUGAAAAAGCGAAAAAUACGUCUGCCGAUAAAAUACCACAUCAAGUUCCAUGUUAUGUCACAGCCAAAGAGGGCGAUGCUGAAAUACAAGGUGAUAAUUGGCCACCGCGUUUGCUGAUGCAACUGAUGCCAAAACAAUUGGUCGGAAAUAUUGGUCAACAAUAUUUGAAGGAAUCGAGAUCUGUUUGUUUCCAUUUGUCGCCGUGUCCCAGUUUGGAUAACCUCACUCGUGUCAUGAGCAGCGGAUUUGCUGGUUGUGUGCACUUCAACCAACAGUCCUCGUCAUGUGACAUUCGUGUAUUGAUUUUGUUUUAUUCCGUGGAUAAAAAGGCGUAUCUUGGUUUUAUUCCGAAUAAUCAAGCUGGUUUUGUUGAACGUCUGCGAAAGGUGAUUUCACAAAAACAAGGCGUUCGAGGCACAGGACAACCGAAUCCACAGCAGCCUGGUCAGUCACAGCAACCGCAAAUGAUGCAACCGGCCCAGCCAAACGUUUCACAGCAGCAAAUUCAGCAGCCGCAUCAAGAUCAAAUGGUGAAAAUGGAGUUUGGUCAGAUUUCGUCACCGAUGAUGGGUCAACAAGGCAAUCAAAUGCCAGUGCCCGUUCAGCAAAUGCAACAAGAUGCGAUGCAACAACAUAUGCCGAUGCAACCUGAUUUCAAUAAAAUUAUGCAGCAACGCAUGAAACUCAACCCACAGGCUCAGAUGAUGAAUGUUCCACGGAUGAUGCGUCCUGGCAUGCCAAAUCCAAAUCCAAACGCAAAUGCCGCUAUGAUCAAUCCAAAUAACAGUCUUCGACAUUUACUUCAACCACAAGGACAGGUAAGAUAUGGAACUAAUCUUAAGUCAUACAUACAAUUGGCUUCGUGUAGAGCGGUUUAUAUACUAUCGUCUUUGGCAUUGAAAAAUUGUAAUUUAAUGGAGAGUGAAAUUCAAGUUGAUCAAAGGGAGCAGUGGGCAAUUCUUUAGAGAACAAUGACAUACAGUUUUACGUAUUUUAUUAACUCUUUUUUUCAACCGCAGCAGCCAAAUCAAUUUAGACCGAUGAUGGGAAUGCAAGGGCCGAACAACAUGAUGAACCCCAAUAUGAACAUGAAUAUUCGACCCAAUCAACCAUUCAACGAUCCGAAUUUCGAAUAUAUGCAAUAAAAUUAUCAGUAAAAUGUAAUUUUUUUUCUCGCAUUCAUUUUUAUUUUUUUUCUACAUGAUCGACACAACUAACGAAUAAGAAUCGAUUUGCUAAUUAAUGUAUUCUGUUCUUAGGACUUUAAUUGAGAAACAAUGAACGCAAUCAUAACUGUAUCUUGGAUGGAGGGUUUUGUAUUUUCUUGGAAUUCAUAUCGUUUUGAGACUUGCAUCCACAUUUUGGAUCGGCUCAGACUCAGUGGCAUUUGCAACCACGAUGUGUAAUCGAUACGAAGACUUCCUGUUAAUAGCUUUAAGUGACGAUACAAAUAAAACGAAUAUUUUAUUUAA